This is a messenger RNA of Daphnia carinata, 2385 nucleotides long. RefSeq names its product probable ATP-dependent RNA helicase DDX27 (gene Rs1). The coding region runs from base 108 to 2339 and encodes 743 amino acids. Gene Ontology annotation, molecular function: nucleic acid binding; RNA helicase activity; ATP binding. The record is from RefSeq and is a predicted model, not a curated record. The transcript has 9 exons. NCBI's taxonomy places the organism in Eukaryota, Metazoa, Arthropoda, Branchiopoda, Diplostraca, Daphniidae.
UUGAAAUUCAGAAUAAUGUGGCUUCGGAAAGAACAAAAUUCGUUGCCCGUAUUCACUUGCAGACGAAAUACGCUUUAUAGUUGACUUCGGUGUGUGACAUUUAAAACAUGGAGGCUCCUAGUUGCACGUGGGAUUUAGUGAAAACUAUUGAAUCGGAUGACGAAAACAUUCCCGUUUACGACUCAUCCUCUGAAAGUGAAGAAGAAUUUCAGCCCAAGCAAUUGAAACGAGAUGAAAUUAAGGCCAAAAGCAAAGCGUUCAGCCAAGAGUUUGAAUUUAUCGGGAGUGUGGGUGACUAUAAUGCUGAUCCAUGGAAAGACGAUGUUCAAAAAUACAUCAAACGUAAAGCUAAAAGCAAGACUGACGAUAAAAUCGCCAAAGUGCUGAAAGAGAAAGCUCAUGAAGAAGAUGGAAGUGACCGUGAAGUUGAUGAUGAAGUUGAAGAAAAUUUAUUGUCUGAGGAUGAACUAACAAAGGAUAAUGUGCGAGACAAAGAGCGGGACAAGAAGAGGAAGCUUAGAAAGAAGAAGACAGACGAAGAAGUGGAUCAGAAUUUAGGAAUGGGGGAAAACUUUUUUGAUGAAUCAUUAUUGUGUGAACCAGCUGAAAGUUUUCAUGAAAUGAAUCUGUCUCGCCCUUUGAUGAAAGCCAUUGCAUCCAUGAAUUUUGUUCAUCCAACUCCUAUCCAGUCAGCAACAAUUCCUGUUGCUUUAUUAGGAAGAGAUAUCUGUGGGUGUGCAGCCACUGGAACUGGUAAAACUGCAGCUUUCAUGCUACCAGUUUUGGAGAGACUAAUGUUUCGUCCCAAAUUGUCUGCAACAACCCGUGUUUUAGUUCUGGUUCCUACUCGAGAAUUGGGAGUUCAAGUCUACCAAGUGUCUAAGCAACUAUCACAAUUUACAAACAUUCAAAUAGGGCUCUCAAUUGGUGGUCUCGAUUUAAAAGUGCAAGAAAGAGUUCUUCGCGGUAACCCAGAUGUCGUUAUCGCUACGCCUGGUCGUUUGAUUGAUCAUUUACGCAACACUCCAUCUUUCAGUCUCGAAUCCAUCGACGUUUUAAUUUUAGACGAAGCUGACCGGAUGUUGGAUGAAUUUUUCAUUGAGCAAGUAAAAGAAAUUAUCAUGCAGUGCGGCCGUAAGCGGCAGACCAUGCUUUUCUCUGCCACAAUGAGUAACGAAGUCCGAGAUUUGGCCGCAGUAUCACUAAAUAAACCCAUCAAGGUGUUUGUUAACAAUAAUCGUGACGUAGCAUUCAACUUGAGGCAAGAGUUUGUUCGUAUCAGGCCAAAUCAUGAAGGUGACAGAGAAGCAAUUUUGUGUGCUCUAGUUUGCCGAACAUUCCGUCACCACUGCAUGGUGUUUGUUCAGACAAAAAUGUUGUGUCACAGACUUCACGUCCAACUAGGAUUAUUAGGAAUUAGGGUUGGGGAACUUCACGGUAACCUCUCGCAACCCCAACGAUUGGAAGCUCUGAGAAAGUUUAAGGAAGAAGAAAUUGAUAUUUUAGUGUCCACGGAUGUUGCAGCCCGUGGGUUAGAUAUCCCAGGAGUGCAGACAGUUAUCAACUAUACUAUGCCCCCGACAAUUGAACGUUACAUUCAUCGAGUUGGACGUACCGCCCGUGCUGGACGAAGUGGUGUUUCCGUUUCGCUUGCCGGAGAAGGAGAAAGAAAAGUGGUUAAAGAAAUCGUCAAAAGAGCCAACAACCCUGUGAAAUCUCGUCUGAUUCCCAACGAGAUUUUGGCAAAAUAUAAAAAGAAACUUUCACUCAUUGAAGCUGACGUGGAAAACAUUAUAACGGAGGAAAAAUCUGAAAGCCAGCUUUCAUCCAUGGAAAACCAAAUAAACCGAGCAGAAAAACUUGUUAAAGUUAAAGACGAACCCGCUGCACCAAAGCGUUUGUGGUUCCAGACUCAUCAAGAGCGUUUAGAUGAAAAAAACCGAUUUAAAUUGUCAGCUGAUGGGGAUACAGCAGAACAGCGAGGAAAGCCUAAGAAAAAGAAGGGAGAAAAUCAGAAGAUAAAACGAAAUGAGCGGAAAAAAGAACAGAAGAAGACCAAGAAAAAAAGUGAAAUGACAGCAGAGGAGCGAACGCAAUUGGAACUGAAGAAGGUCAUGCUCAUGCAAGCACGUGCAGCAAAGAGAAUGAGUAAGCCUAAGAGCAUGCGAUCCACCAAUGACGUCAGCGACACCAAGGCCGUCAAGGCUCCAGUAGCCAAAAAGUCGGGAUCGGCAUUCGCUGCAGAUUUAACUGACACGAGCCAGAGGUCGGUGAAAAGACUGCGAUAUCAAUCAAAUGUUCAAAAUCGACAGACGAAAUCAAGGAAAACAAGAAAAUGAAAUGGAAUUGAUGAUUUUUUUAAAGGAAUACAAUUUCUCGAGCUAC